UGUGCUAAGCUGCUUUUUUUCUGAACCAAACCAACAUAAUCGUUUGUUGCUUUUCGCUAUCUUGGAAGAUUCCGAUUCGUCCAUUCAAAUGGUCUUUCUUUCCCUUUUUUCUUUCACUGACAAAAAACAUCAACCAGUGUCCUAUGUUGUUUAUUCUACGGCUUUGUGCGUGAUGAAUUACGUCCUCCAGUCGCUAAAAAUUUGAUCGUUUACAACUUCGCAAGCGUGAAAUUAAUAACGUGUGUAAUAUGGCGUACUAUGAUGCUCAUAUGGAUGCCGAGCAAAUGCCGGCUGUUGAUCGAAUGGAUGCCGAAUAUACGAUAUAUGUGACGAAUUUGCCAAUAGAAUUAAACGAGGAUGGUAUCAGAGAUAUUUUUAGUCAGUAUGGUAUAAUUAAGGAAAUGUUCCAUCCUCGUCGUGCUACAUGGGCCUAUGUUACAUAUGGAACAUAUCGUGAAGCUGAACUCGCUAUGCGAGAAUUACAUGAAAAGAAACCAUUAUGCCUGAGAGUGGCAUUAGCAAAGGAGAGAUCUAGAAGAGAAGAAGUACAUUUUGAAAAAACGAAGGUGAUAGAUACUCCAGAUUCAUCGCCACCUAUUCACAAUGAUAUAAAAUAUCAGAAUAUGGGCCAUGGUCAACCAACACAUGCAUUCCGUAAGCAUGUAAUGCCACAUAUAACAGUACCAUGUAGUUUUCCAAACUACGAAUCAUCACCUUUGUCUUCGUGUUCACAAUCACAUGGUAUCUAUGAGCUCGAGGAUCCUUACAUGAAUACUAAUAAAUUGUGGACAAGAGGUAUAAUAACUGUUACACCAGAUGGAAAAAGACAUGUUUCCCUUGGACGUGGUUAUACACUGUAUGAAUAUCCAGAACCGCAUCCUAAGGUUGAAGAAUGUAUUUCAAACAUAUAUGAACAACGAAAGAAAGGAUUAUAUGAAUAUUCCAAAGACAAAUUUAAGAAUGAAGUGCAGAACUGUUCUGUUUGUUCUACAAAGACAACAAAACAUUGUGAAAAAUGCCGUACAUAUUAUUGUAGCAAAGCUUGCCAAUUGGAAGAUUGGCCACGGCAUCAGGCUGAAUGCGAACGUAUUCCGGCAUUAGUGGAAGAAAUUAAUGAUAUAUUAUCUUUGCAAAUUAACCAAGAUGCAAAUCAAAUAAAAAAGAUUAUCUCAAAUGAUAAACUAACUAAAUCUGGUGAUGUGAAAUUGCGACGGCCUAAUACGUUUAAUAUGAUGCAAAUUGAAAAUUCGAAUAGUACCAGUGAAAAUAUCAAUGAGCAUGAAAAUAAUAUAGAAGCUACUCAUAAGUCUAUCAACAAUAUUAAGGAUAAACACGUAUCUGCAUCUCAACGUAUUAAUAAUAUUAAUGAAUCUCAAACUAAAAUGGCAGAUCAACCUGUAGUAAAUGCCACAAACACUAAAGAAUUUUCUCAACAGCAUCGAUUGCGCGGACAUAAUAAUACUAACGAGAGUAUUGAUCAGUCGAAAAAAAAAAAUGGAUGCUCGCCAACAUCCAGCUUUGGCCGAAAUCAAUAUAGCCGUAAUUAUCAAAAUGAUUCAAAAAAGAUUAGUCUUAAAGAAAGAUAUGAUAAUAAUAGCAAUGUAAGAGAUAAAACUUACAAUAAUGAUAGAAAUGAUUCUCAAAGGAAUAGUUUCCAAAGUGACAAAGACUUCGAUUAUAAUGGCAGAGAAAAUACCAAUAGACAAGGAAGUAUUUCUAGUAAUAGUUCGGUAAACAACGAUUUAGCUUUUUACAAAGAUACACAGUUAUCAAAAACAAAAUUUAUAACUGUGGAAGUUAUAAUACCAGUAGAUAAUAAUGAGUAUUGGAUAUAUAAAUUAGAAGAUACAGAUGCACGUACGAAUUUAAUGAUGAAAUUACAAGAUAUCGCAAGAAAAUCACGUAAUAUGCAGCCGGUUAUUGGUGAAAUUUAUGGCGUUUUAUAUGAAACUGUUUGGCAAAGAGCUAUGGUAACAUCUCUGAAUCCUACUAAGGUCCAUUUUAUUGACUUUGGUAACUAUGAAAGACUAGAAAAAAGUAGUGAUAUCAAAGAUAUUGGUGACCUGAUCAAAUUUCCUAAGUUUGCUAGAAAAAUUCGCUUGACGCAAGGCACAAGUGAUAAAUAUAAAAAUCUACAGCGAGGCGAGAAGAUUUCUGUUAGAAUGUUAACUUUAAAUUCUGAGAAAACAAUAAUAGUAGAAGUAGAAGAAGAGCAAUCUACUGCAAAAAAUUUAUCUUCAUCUACAGAAAGUGCUUCAAACGGUACAAAGAAAAAGUUAUUAUCACAAAAGAAUUUUAAGGUAUCACCAAAUAAAAGUAUAAAUCCUUCCACGAUUCAAAUACCUAGCGUCUUAGAUGCUUUGGAUGAUUUGACACAAAAUAGUUCAGAGUUGCAAAUUAACGGUUUUAUACAAUUUUUUGAAUCCACGCAAAAGAACGUUUAUAGCGUAACUUUGCUUCCACAAGUUUUCAGUACUGAAGUAACGAUGAUCUUUGAAGAUAUACAAGAAGAAUGUUCAAAAAUACAAAUACCUGCAGAUUACAAACCAAAAGCAGAAGAAAUGGUUUGCGGUUACUGGCAGGAAUGCUGGUACAGAGGAUAUAUUUCGACGUAUCCCAAUUCCAUUUUUGCAAUAGACGAGGCAAGAAUUCUUCAAGUAAAUGAAAUUGUACCAUGUCCCAAAAAAUAUUUAAAUAUUUGUGCCUUUGGAGUAAUGUGCGAAAUAAAUCAUUCUACUGUCAAAUUGGAAAUGAACCAAAAUUACGAGUUUACAUCAAUUAUAAAUGAGAAUAGCAACAAACAAAAAAGUCUUGAAAUACAAAUGUAUGUUAACUCCGAAGUGAUACAGGCUGUACUGAAGACCUGGAAACCGAGAAAUUUAUCAAAUUUUGAGUUAAAGAAUGGAUCUAAGAUAUGUCUUACAAGUUAUCGAAAUCAUUAUUGUAUGUUUGCACGCUCUUUAGAAGAAGUGGAUGUAGAAUAUUAUAAUAAUGUUAUGCAAUCUGUUGCACAUUAUGCACAAACAGCACCAUACCUAACCGAACCUCCACCUGAUAAAGAAGUAGUGAUUGCACCAUUCGAAGGAGAUGAUAACAGUUACCGUGCAAUGGUACUUAAGACACAGAAUAAUAAAGCUCAGAUAGUAUAUAUUGAUUUCGGUAACCUAGCUGAAAUUGACAUAAAAGAUCUUAAAGUCAUGCCAUAUCAUUCACAGCAACAAAGCUGUGCGAUAAAAGUAAUCUUAAAAGAUGUACCUCGUGACGUACCCAUGAACCAAGAAGUUGACAUGUAUCUUCGCCACAUAUCAGGCACAGAAGUGCCUCUAAUAUGUACUUUUGAAGGUUUAUCCAAGGAUGGAGUUUAUUUGACGAUUGCUGAUACAGGAGAAUGUGUUAAUGAUAAAAUUAAUCAGCUGUUAAUCCCAGGGUGGAAACAAGCAAAUAAUAAUGAUAACACAUGUUAUAUGUUCAAUGACAUCAAAGUAGCAAGUUUAGGAUGUGUGGGUGAUACAGUGAAUGCACUGGUAGUAUAUAUAGCGAAGGAAGAUAUAACGUCAUACAUGAUUGGUCCUGAGGAUUUUGAAUUAAUGACUCAUAUCUUCGAAGUGAUGCCGGCAAUGUUGAAAGAGUAUUGUGAAAAAAUGGAAUAUUAUAUUCCAAGAACGCAAGAAUUAUGUUUGGCAUUGUACGGUGGGAUUUGGUAUCGAGCAGUCUGUCUCAAUCCUAAGGAAUCGCAUAGGACAGCUCAAAUUUUUUUUAUUGAUUAUGGGAAUGUAGAGUUAGUAGAGCAUAAGGAUAUAAGAUUAAUGCCCAAAGACUUCAUUUUACCUCAAGCAUUUGCGAAUAUGUGUAAUCUUGUCAAUUUAGCACCAGUCGACCGUAAUGGACAGUAUUCGGAAGCAGUACAGAAGAAAUUAAAGGAGUUAAUAAUGGAAAAUUCAUUCAUCAAAAUUAAAAUUGUCGAAUACUCUGAAGAUGGUUGUUAUAAAAUCGAAGUACCAGAAGUUCGUGCCAUGCUAAUUAAACACGGUCUCGUGUAGUCUUCGUAAAAAUUUUAAUUUACGUAUUUGAUAGAUUAUGUGAUCUU
Messenger RNA from Trachymyrmex septentrionalis, 4087 nucleotides. RefSeq lists its product as uncharacterized. Bases 249 to 4040 code for a protein of 1263 amino acids. Gene Ontology annotation, biological process: spermatogenesis. NCBI's taxonomy places the organism in Eukaryota, Metazoa, Arthropoda, Insecta, Hymenoptera, Formicidae. Gene Ontology annotation, molecular function: RNA binding. The record is from RefSeq and is a predicted model, not a curated record. The transcript has 16 exons.